ACUAUGAAUCCACACCGCACUCGUUAAUAAAAACUGUAAAAGUAACCCCUUCAUUGCCUCACAUCGGCAUCAGUGUUCACGUCGUACCGCCGUUCCCGAGACGUCACAUGACCGCGCUUUGCUGAGCUCGUACACAGCUGUGACGUCACUGGAGAAAUAAGAAGUUUCUGGGCUUUUUAUGGCCUUUAGGAAGGUUUUACAAAUGUGAAACUCCAUGAAUUAAAAAUAUAGAAUAUAAAGAUCUAUACAUGUCUCCAGAUGUCCUGUGUCCAUGUCUCCAGAUGUCCUGUGGACACUUUUACACGCGUCUCUUUUACUAUUGUUCUCAGUGGGAAAAUUGCUUUUUGGGCCGCGUGAGUAUUUGUUGUUGCAGUACCACGAGUGGCCACCAUGACAAAACUGUCUUGAAGGCGGAGAGGGCGGAGCUACAGUUCUUCUUCGUGGUCCUGACGCUCGGAGCUGCUGUUUACGUCUCUGUCGUCACGUCUCUGAUUUUUUAAAAGCUUUUUGUUUGUCGCUCUUAAACACUUCUAUCAUAAAGCACACUGCUCUGUGACGUGCUGUUAAACACGCGGGUUCGGUUCCCGUGGCGCAGCAAUAUUGCACGCCUGGCCAGGAGAGAGGCCAAAGACACUCAGACUGAGACUCAGGCGCACAUGGACCUCACCCACAGUUCAGAAAAGACCCACCUAAGGGUUGGACUCUAUGUUCACAUUGACAAUCAGGGACAAGGUUUGGAAAACUUCCCUCCAGUAUUUCUCAAGGCUUGGACAUGUCCAAAACAUGUGGACAUGUGGAUGAGCUGUGGAUACGCUCUCUUACAUUUGUCGCACCAGGGAUCCACAUCUGGUAUAUAUUUUAUUUACUGUUUUUUAUUUUGAAAAUCAGCUGGAACCAUGAACACACACACACACACAUACACACACACACAGAGACAGACAGACAGACAGAGCUCCCUCUGCUGGUAGAAGAGACAAAUGUCAGUGAGACAUGAUGUCAGAGUUAGCUGCAGUGUCCUCUCCUGUCUCACACACAGGACAGUCGACCAUGUCUCACUUACAGAAAACACCUGUUGACACCUGAUCUCUUAGCUCCGCCCACUGCUGCACCUGAACAACAGGUGUCAGUUUCUGCUGCUGCUGGUGCGUUCAGGUGCGACUCAGGAAUUCUGAUGCUGUGAAGGCAGCGUCCCUGAGAUCAAAGAUGGUCUAAUAACAGGAUGAGUCACUCUGAUCAGGUAAGGACACAAGAUUAUUGAUCACUGAUCGAUCCUCUUGUUGUUUUGUUUAUUAGCUGGUGUUUGUGUGUUGUUUGUGUUUUCAUUGUGUGUUGUUUGUGUGUUGUCGAUGUCUGUGUCAGAGCAGCAGCUCUCAUCAGUGGUUCCUGGAGUUUGUAUCAGAGUGAGACCUCUCCGCUGUCUCUGCUGUGUUGAGACACUUCUGUGAGUGUGUGUGUGUGUGUGUGUCAGGGGUCAGCCGCUGCUGCUGAUGGGGGGGGUCACACUGAUCUAAGGCUCCGUUACUCGUCCUCGUCUCUGGGACACGUCUGUCAGUCGUGGAAGAUGCCGGUUCAAAUCCCGGACGACUCAGACUUUUCCUCGUUCAAAGAUCAGUGUCUGUCCUCGGACGCUUGGACGAGUCGCUACAACAAGGGAGGAGUGACCGUGUGGUGUCAUGAGCAGGAGAGCAGGAGCGUCCAGAAACUCAAGAUGAGGAUCGUGUGUAAGGACGUGAAGGCAGAGACACUGUACGAUGUCCUCCAUGACACCAGCUACCGCAGGAAGUGGGACACAAACAUGAUCGAGACGUACGACAUCGGUCGACUGACGGUGAACACGGACGUAGGAUAUUAUUCCUGGAAAUGUCCGUCUCCUCUGAAGAACAGAGACUUUGUGACCAUGAGGUCGUGGCUUCCUCUCGGCAGUGAUUACCUGAUCAUUAACUACUCUGUCAAACACCCGCAACAUCCACCAAAGAAGGACUAUGUCCGAGCUGUGUCUCUGUUGACUGGAUAUCUGAUCCAGUCCAACGGAGCCAACUGUUCCACCCUCUACUACCUGACCCAGGUGGACCCUAGAGGUUCUUUACCAAAGUGGGUCGUCAACCGAGUCUCUCAGUUUGUGGCUCCAAAGGCGAUGAAGAAGAUCUACAAAGCGUCCCUGAAGUAUCCAGAGUGGAAGCGCAGACAUGACCCGGGGUUGAAGCCGUGGAUGUUUCCGGAACAGAACUGUCUGCCGUGCAUCAGCGCGUCGGAGCUGACGCUGCAGCGAGCAGCUUCACUGGAGAACAUCGACGAGAGCAACGUCAGCGAGGAGAGGACGCAUCAGAGCGACGACGAAGACACUUAACGUCAACGUCCUCUCUCUCUCUCUCUCUCUCUCUCUCUCUCUCUCUCUGUGUGUGUGUGUGUGUGUGUGUGUGAGUGUGUUUGUUUUGACAAAUCAAAAUAAAGUGUUUGAAAUGAUGGUGAUGUCACUGUUAGUGUCUGUGACUCUCUGCUGCCUCCUGUGGUCACUCUGUGUCACUGACGUCAGGCUGAACACUAAAUGACCUGUGUGUGUGUGGCGCUGCCUAGUGGACAAAUAGGAAAGAACAGGCACAGAUUGAUAUGCUGUUUGAGGUCUUUUAAUCAAUAAAGUUGGUUUUGAAUUUUGUAA
Messenger RNA from Solea solea (common sole), 2656 nucleotides. RefSeq names its product StAR-related lipid transfer (START) domain containing 15 (gene stard15). Gene Ontology annotation, molecular function: lipid binding. Bases 1562 to 2347 code for a protein of 261 amino acids. The transcript is spliced from 7 exons. NCBI's taxonomy places the organism in Eukaryota, Metazoa, Chordata, Actinopteri, Pleuronectiformes, Soleidae. The record is from RefSeq and is a predicted model, not a curated record.